Messenger RNA from Nerophis ophidion (straightnose pipefish), 3121 nucleotides. RefSeq names its product tetratricopeptide repeat domain 9B (gene ttc9b). The record is from RefSeq and is a predicted model, not a curated record. NCBI's taxonomy places the organism in Eukaryota, Metazoa, Chordata, Actinopteri, Syngnathiformes, Syngnathidae. Gene Ontology annotation, molecular function: protein binding. The coding region runs from base 252 to 956 and encodes 234 amino acids. The transcript has 3 exons.
GUGUGUGUGUGUGUGUGUGUGUGUGUGUGUGUGUGUGUGUGUCCGUCCCACAAUGCUUUGCGGCAGGGACGGUGCUGAAGCUGCGCGCCUCUCAGACGACGCAGCCUCCCCAGCCAGAUAGCUUCUUCUUUUUUUAAGUAAAAAGCUGUAAAAAGGUUCAUGUUUAUGUUCAUAUUUCAUUCCGCCAAGCGCUAACUUUUUAAAAAAAAUUUGCCGCCCUUUUUCUCCCGGGUCCAAGCAGCGCAUCCUUUAUGCACAGCACGCCGCUGACAGAGCACCAUGUCCGGCUGCAGGCACCACUAGGCGGCAUGGACGCCAAGCAGCACCACAUCAAGAGCCUCAAAAGCUACCCGGAGACCGGCGGCAGGAGUCUGGCGGCGGCGGCGGGAAGCGGAGGCGGAGACGACGGAGGUGGAGUCGGCGAGAUGGACAUGGAGACGAAGAUCCAGAAAGCCGUCGACUUCAAGGCCGAGGGGCACCGCUGUUACAAGGAGAAGAAAUUCCGCGAGGCGAUCGGCAAAUAUCACCGGGCUCUGCUCCAGCUGAAGGGGACGCACGUCGUCGACGGAACCACCGGCUCUGAGGUCAACCUUCUCAGCCAGGCGGCCGCCAAACUGACGGAGGAGCAGCGGAGGGCCGUGGACAACACCGAGAUAGAGUGUUAUGACAGCCUGACAGCCUGUCUGUUGCAGUCAGAGCUGGUCAACUACGAGCGGGUGAAGGAGUACUGCCUGAAGGUGCUGAGUCAUCAGAGGGACCACUUCAAGGCCAUGUACCGCGCCGGCAUUGCCUUCUACCACUUGGGCGACUACGAGUGCGCCCUGCGCUACCUGAAAGACGCCAAGAGCCGCGAGCCUGCAGACACCAACGUGCUGCGCUACAUCCAGCUGACAGAGAUGAAGAUGAGCAAGACUGGACUGCGAGAACGAGAGAUGGGCAAAGAGACGCAGGGCUGACCUUUGACCUUUCCCGCCCGCCGAACGCCCUUAAUGCUAUUUUGACCUUUCCCGUGGAAUCCUGCCUCGGCGCUCCCGACCAUGACGGCACAGAGCAGGUGACGGACAUCUUCCUCCUCUCCUCCUGUUUGUCCCUCAGCUGCCGUGGGCCCUUCUUCUCCCUCCGGCUGUCUUGUGCUCCUCUCCAACACGGACCUGGCAAACGCUUCCCUUCCCCGCCCUCCUCCUCCUCCUUCUCUGCGGGAGGAGGAGAGGCCGGGGAAGAAGUGUGCGACGCAUCCAGCGGAGCGUGUCCUUGAAGGCAUCAUCAGGAGGGCUCACUCAGGCCCUUGAAGCAGACUUCUCCUCUUAAUAACACUUAUGGACCUUUUCUUUUCCAAUUAAGGGCUAAUUUGAUGUCUUUCUAAUUUCUCGCUUCUUUUCUCCCCCCCCCUCUCACUCUCCAACCGUGCGGUGCUGCAGUUUCUUCAGUUUGUUGUCCAAAAAAGCCCCCAGACUGACUGAAAGGAAACAAAAGUAACCAACAAAACAACACAUUCAAUUUAACAAAAAGUUGUAUUCAAUAGCAAAACAUGAUACAUCUAUUUAUGAAUAUAUUUUGGAAUAUUUGAUAGUGAUGACAACAUGUAAAUACAUUAUUAUUCAUGAUAGUAUAUACGGGAUCAGAAACACUGAUGUAAAAUAUAAGAAGAGGCACUUAUUGGCCACAACAUGAUUUAUUGUCCUCACACCUCCUUUGGACCCACAUAAGUCAAACCACUAUUUUAUUUCAUGCUAAUUAUUAUAUUUCACUUUUAUAUACAGUAGAAGCCAACGGUUUGGACAGUACUUCUCUUUUCUAUGCGUUUUCUUUAUUGUCAUGACUAUUUACAUCUAGAUUGUCACAAAGGCCAUUAACCAAAAAACCAUUCCAGGUGUUGACCUCCUGAAGCUCAUGAAGAGAAUGCCCAGAGUGUGCAAAGCAGUAAUCAGAGCAAAAAAAGGCUAUUUUGAAGAAAUGUUUUCAGUGAUUUCACCUUUUUUUUUGUUAAGUACACACUAAAAAAUGUUGGGUUGAAAAAUAACCCAGUUUUAACCCGGCUGCUGGUUCAGAAAAGGAAAAAAAAAAGGUGUUUGAGUUAUUUUAACUCGACAUUUUAGGUUCAUUUUUUCAACCCAACUUUUGCGUUAAUUUUUUUUUUUUUUUUUUUUUCUACAGCUUGUCCCUUUUGGGGUUACAGGGGGGCCUGGAGCUUAUCUCAGCUGCAUUCAGGCGAAAGGCGGGGUACACCCUGGACAAGUCGCCACCUCAUCACAGGGCCAAAACAGAUCGUUAAAUUAUUUAACCCGAAAGUUGAGUCCAUCCAUUUUCUACCACUUAUUCCCUUUUGGGAUCGCGGGGUGCGCUGGGGUUUAUCUCAGCUACAAUUGGGCGGAAGGCGGGGUACACCCUGGACAAGUCGCUACCUCUUCACAGGGCCAAAACAGAUCGUUAAAUUAUUUAACCCGAAAGUUGAGUCCAUCCAUUUUCUACCACUUAUUCCCUUUUGGGGUCGCGGGGGGCACUGGGGCCUAUCUCAGCUACAAUCGGGCGGAAGGCGGGGUACACCCUGGACAAGUCGCCACCUCUUCACAGGACCAACACAGAUCGUUAAAUUAUUUAACCCGAAAGUUGAGUCCAUCCAUUUUCUACCACUUAUUCCCUUUUGGGGUGGCGGGGGGGCGCUGGCGCCUAUCUCAGCUACAAUCGGGCGGAAGGCGGGGUACACCCUGGACAAGUCGCCACCUCUUCACAGGGCCAAAACAGAUCGUUAAAUUAUUUAACCCGAAACUUGAGUCCAUCCAUUUUCUACCGCUUAUUCCCUUUUGGGGUCGCGGGGGGGGCGCUGGCGCCUAUCGCAGCUACAAUCCGGCGGAAGGCGGGGUACACCCUGGACAAGUCGCCACCUCUUCACAGGGCCAAAACAGAUUGUUAAAUUAUUUAACCCGAAAGUUGAGUCCAUCCAUUUUCUACCACUUAUUCCCUUUUGGGGUCGCGGGGGACGCUGGCGCCUAUCUCAGCUACAAUCGGGCGGAAGGCGGGGUACACCCUGGACAAGUCGCCACCUCUUCACAGGGCCAAAACAGAUUGUUAAAUUAUUUAACCCGAAAGUUGAGUCAUAAUAACUUAAUGUACUAACCAAACU